AUGGUAGAAGAGGAAAAUGGACUACGUAGUUAUUUUAGAAGAUUAUAUAUAAACACAUCUGACUAUGUAAAAAAUUACAUGACCGCUUCAGAUCAAGAAAUGCAAAACAAUGCCGAUCCCAUUAUGGAUAUAAUAGCCACGGCACCAAGUGAUUCUUUAUAUUUUAUUGAAAGGAUAAAUCUUAUUUCAGCUAUAAUAAGUUUAAGUACAUCCUUUCCGUAUUUAACCUACUUACUUAUAUAUUGGAAAGAUUGCUCAUGUAAUGAUAUUCUGAGAUGGUGGAUUGUCAUAAAUAGUAUCUUACAAUUAAUACAAGCACCUGUUCGAUUUUUCUUAUAUUUUUUGUUAAGAAAAUAUAAAAGCGAAAAUGAACGAAUGCAUAUACACGCGUUGAGAAGACUUACCAGCUCUAAAGGUUGGAAACUUAGCAAACGAUUUAGUCUCCUAAAUUAUUUGUGGUUUAUAACAGGGACUGUAGUUAUGGUUGUAACGAGAAAACAUACCAAGAAUUUUUACUUAUGGUUUAUAUCUUGGACUAUUAUAUUAUCAUGUAUAUUUCGUGUAUUCUUUACAAUUAUAUGGUUCUGUUUUUUCUUUCCUUAUCAUCAAAAUAUACCCAAAAAAAAAAAAGGAGUACCCAAAACUUUUUUCUCAGAAAUUACAACAUUUAAAUAUUCUUUAACAAGAAAAUUAAAAAAUGAAUCUUGUUCUAUAUGUUUAUCAGACUUUGUAGAAAAAGACGAAAUCAUGGAAUUAAAUUGUUUACAUAAUUUUCAUACGAAAUGUGCUAAAAAAUGGUUAUCUCAAAAAAGACAUUGCCCGUUAUGUCAAAGGGACGUUAUGAAACCCAUGUAA
Molecule: messenger RNA, 855 nt
Organism: Plasmodium reichenowi
Lineage: Eukaryota; Apicomplexa; Aconoidasida; Haemosporida; Plasmodiidae
Product: RING zinc finger protein, putative
Exons: 3
Coding region: 1-855 (284 amino acids)
Source: RefSeq, a predicted model, not a curated record